Molecule: messenger RNA, 2832 nt
Organism: Humulus lupulus (European hop)
Lineage: Eukaryota; Viridiplantae; Streptophyta; Magnoliopsida; Rosales; Cannabaceae
Exons: 8
Coding region: 216-2543 (775 amino acids)
Biological process (GO): positive regulation of transcription by RNA polymerase II
Cellular component (GO): Ino80 complex; MLL1 complex; NSL complex
Molecular function (GO): protein binding; G-quadruplex RNA binding
Source: RefSeq, a predicted model, not a curated record
AAACGAAACGCUUCGAAACGCCCAAAAGGAACAACAAUCUGGCUGGACUGGACGAAAAGAAGUCUCUACCCGCGAGUUCUGAAAGCCCAGUUUCUCACUCACUGUGAUCCAAAUCUCAAUCACACCUCUUACUCAUGGAGUCUCUCACCUCUGAUUUUUAUUUUUUAUUUUAAAAUUACUAAAAAUUAUAAAUUCUCUGAAGAAUUUCGGGACUAAUGGCGUCAUUCACUCCCACGCUUCCAUGGAUCCCCGAAGACGAUCUUCUUCUCAAGAGUGCCGUCGAGGCGGGUGCUUCUUUGGAAGCACUUGCCAAAGGUGCGGUUCGAUUCUCCCGCAAAUUCACGGUUGGAGAAUUGAGAGACCGAUGGCAGUCUCUGCUUUAUGAUGAUGAUGUUUCAGCUGAAGCUUCUGCUCGCAUGGUCGAGUUUGAGCAUUCUAAUAAGCCUAGUACCAGUACCAGUAGUAGGUUUGGUGUUUUUAAAGGAGGAGCGAGUGUAGGAGGUUCUCCUGCCAAACGAAAAGCUGAAAGCAUUCGUAGGCAGUAUUACGAGAGGCGUAAGAGAUUGUGCUCGUUUAACACUUAUAAUUUGAGUUUUAUUGAUGAACCUAUUGCUAAUAAUGAGCUUUUGGAUGGGAAUUAUGUGGUUGGAAAUCAUGUUGAGAACUAUUUUGGAUUUGAGGAUAAAGAUCUUAAUGUUGUGGAUCAUGUUUCCGCCGAUGCAGUUGGCGUUAGUGAUGUUGAUUCUCUGUUAGAUAUUCAUCAGAAAGGAACUUUGUUGUCCGGUGGAGGAUUUGUUGAAAAUGGUAGACAGCAAAAUGUUGAGCUAAAUAAUGGUGACCAACAGUUACUAAGAUCAGGAGAUGGUUUAAUUGAUUUUGGGAAUUGCUCUAAUGUUGAAGAGGCUGGGACAUCUCAUACAAUGCCGGAUAUGCCUCUUUGGAAGACAAUUGAAGACGUCCCAGCACCAGAAAUGCCCAUGGAUGUGGUUGUCAAAUGCCGGGUUGUUGAAGAGGAUGACGGCAAUAAUAUAAGUUCACCUGGAUACUCGCAUUUAACAUUGGGGGACUCAUUAGUGGAUACUGAGAUGAAUAGGUCAGGAGAUGAUUUUGCUGAUCUAUCAGAUUCCCUGUUGAACUUAACAAAUGAAAAUGAGCCUGUUGUCGUGGUUGCAGAUGGGGAAAACAUGAAGGACAAGUAUUCUUAUCAUAAGUCACUUUUGUUGAAUUCUCCCAAAGAUGUAAACGGAGAUCAUAUGUCAAAUGUAUGUCAACCAGAGACCUUGGAUGGAAAAACAAUUAAUGAUGUAUCUGGAGGUGUGUCUAGUGCAGGGAAGAAUGAUAAUGCUAAUGUGAGUCAAUCUGGUGGUGGUAAUCAGCAUAGUGUUUCUUGUUCUGAAAUCAAUAUCCCAUCAGUGCCAAACCCUCGUUCUACUGAACUUUACUAUGAAAAUAUGGAGUGCACAUUAAAUACCGAGGACCCUGAGGUCCCGUGUAAUGACGACAUGAUACAACCCAGAUUUACAGAAUAUCGUGAUCCUGCUACUUCCUUUUUGAAUAAAAAGAAUGGCAGGCAAGAAAAUACAAUCUUGAAGAAAGAAGAAAAGGUUGCAGAUCCAAUUGUGGCUUCCAAAUUUUCAGGACAGAGAAUGGUUCCAAAAUCCAGUCCUAGCUUCUCACUUGUCGGAUGUGGUGUUAAGGAAGAAUCUUCUGAUGGGAACCAUCUAGCUUCAGUCUCCAAACAAGCAAAAGAAAUCCAUGUCGAUCCAAGUCAAAGCAGAUGUGUACAUGCAAUUCCUAAGUAUUUAGCAAAUCAAGUGCCAAAACAAGAGGGAAUACCUGCUCCAGUUACAAUUAGGGGGAAACAUGCACUCUUAUCUACAGAGCUAGGUUCCGCUGGUCCAGUUUUGUUGGAACCGGAAGCAAACCCUUCUACACUAGAUCAGGAUGAAUCUGAGGAAGAACCAGAUGGUGGCAAUAAUCAUGUUCCUUCUUUUUCUGAUAUUGAAAACAUGAUACUAGAGAUGGAUUUAAGUCCAGAUGAUGAGGAUCAAUAUAUCAGUAAAGAAGUUUUAAGGUAUCAGCAUGAGGAUGCUAAAAGGAAAAUCAUGAGGUUGGAACAGUGUGCUCGAGCUUCCAUGCAAAGAGCCAUAGCAUCCAAAGGGGCAUUUGCUAUAUUGUAUGGCCGCCAUUCAAAGCAAUAUAUUAAAAAACCUGAGGUCAUACUUGGACGAGCAACGGAAGAUAAUGAAGUUGACAUUGACUUGGGAAAAGAAGGGCCUGCAAACAAAAUAUCUAGGCGGCAGGCUCUUAUAAAGAUGGAAGGAGAUGGUUCUUUCUUUUUGACCAAUAUCGCGAAGAGUUCAAUCUUUGUGAACGGGAAAGAAAUAGCAACCGGACAUCGCAUGUGUCUUAGUUCAAGUAGUUUGAUCGAGAUUAGAGAAAUGUCGUUUGUGUUUGAGAUGAAUCACAAAUCUGUGAAGCGGUAUCUGGAGAAUAUCGGCAUAAAUAACAAACAGAAGUAUACAAAGUUUGAAUGGUCAUGAGCCAAGGGAAAUCACCAACACCCAACACAUAAAUGAGGUCAAAAGCUAUUCCAUUUCGGGUUUCCUUUAUGAAUUUUGUACUACUUUUUUUGUUAACCUAUAUAUUAGCAUCUCCUCAGCUACAUGGUCCUGAUUAUUGACUGUAUAUACAGGUCUUUCUAACGUAAUUAAUUCAUAUUAUGUACAGGUAGGUAUUGUUUUUUUUUUUUUAUUAUUUGUCUAAGCAUCAUAGUAUCCUUCUAUGAUUGAUCCUCACAAUGAAGAAAAGUAUAGUGAGCAUGUUCGAUGA